CCUCCGUCUACACCUCCGCUUCAAAUUGAAUCGUACUGAAUACAUAUCGACGAAGGCGAUUGUUGCCAAUCUCCAGAAUUCUUCGCGCCGAGCAUAUCCCCCAUCCACUGCUACGCCCGUCGUUCUUUCGACGGCCUGGCGCCUUCAUGUCAUUUCAAAGCAAUGAUCCCAAAUCUGCCCUGACACGCUACGCACAAACUAAAGAUCCCAGCAAGCUCCCGCGAGACGUCUGCCUCACCUACGAUGAUUGGACAAUCGUCAUCUUUGACGCUUACGAGAAGGCCAAGUUCCACUUCCUUGUCUUGCCACGCAUCCCAUUUCCUCUCUCCGACUCUGUCCAAUCAGAACACAAACAGCAAAAUUCGCAACCAGGUGGCACGGAUUAUGCCACGGUGAAAGGACUAGGUUCACCUGCAACUGAUGGCUGUGGCGCGGGCAGCGCCUUAAGCGAUGAUCGCGCAAGCAAGAAGCCCAAGCUCGCCCUUGCUGGAGACAAGCUGGCUUUUGGGACCACGGGUUGUAAAACUGUGCCGACCCGCCACUUGCAGGACAUCAACACGCUCCUAGCCUCGCCGUACGCCUCCCAAGUCUUUGGCAGGUUGAAAGCAAUGGCAGAGCGCGUCAAAAGCAUCAUCCUCUCCGAGAUGCCGCGGGCAACUCUCGAUGCGAUCCCGUUCAAGGGACACACCCAUGCUACUGCAAGUGUAGAACAAUGCCUGGUGACCUGGCCGGUGCACUUGGGCUUUCAUGCGAUUCCGAGCAUGUCGACGGUGCAUUUGCACUGUAUAUCUUGCGACCUCGUCUCUGAGCGACUCAAGAGAAAGCAUCACUACUUGAGCUUCAAACACGAUCACGGCUUCUUCUUGCAUACCCGCGAUAUUGAGCAGUGGAUUCGAGAAGGCAGAAAGGCGCAGCCAAAGAGCACAGCCGAGUUGCACAAGCUGCUCAAAGCGGAUCUUGUCUCAAUAUGGGACGCGAAUUUGUACAAGGAUAUGCCAAGUCUGAAGCGACAUCUGGAGACUGAAUGGAAAGCAGACAUUCAGCGCAGACAACAGUCAGAAAGGAAUGAGCACCAGCAAGGGCAAAGCACAAAGAUGAUAUCAACGGCUGAAGUGAUACGACUUUGUUGAUAUUGCGCUACAAUACAACUCGUUCGCAAUGUGGUAAAAGAAAUUGUUCAGCAUUAUUGCUCGGGAUUGAACUGUGUUGGGAAAAGAAGAGAUGUAAAGGGUGAGGAGCAUGGCGAGCCUGAUAGUCUUGUCUGGACUUCCGAGCCGCAAGUGCUACCACGAGCCUUGUGAAGUACUGUAAAAUGAUAUUCUAUGCAACGGAAGGCAUGG
This is a messenger RNA of Tilletiaria anomala UBC 951, 1340 nucleotides long. RefSeq lists its product as uncharacterized. Gene Ontology annotation, biological process: single strand break repair; double-strand break repair. Gene Ontology annotation, molecular function: double-stranded RNA binding; single-strand break-containing DNA binding; mismatched DNA binding. Gene Ontology annotation, cellular component: nucleus. The transcript has a single exon. NCBI's taxonomy places the organism in Eukaryota, Fungi, Basidiomycota, Exobasidiomycetes, Georgefischeriales, Tilletiariaceae. The record is from RefSeq and is a predicted model, not a curated record. The coding region runs from base 147 to 1130 and encodes 327 amino acids.